Parasteatoda tepidariorum (common house spider) is the source of this 825-nucleotide messenger RNA. RefSeq lists its product as uncharacterized. The record is from RefSeq and is a predicted model, not a curated record. NCBI's taxonomy places the organism in Eukaryota, Metazoa, Arthropoda, Arachnida, Araneae, Theridiidae. Gene Ontology annotation, molecular function: metal ion binding.
UAGUUAAAUCUUAAAUUGUUAUAUCUCAGUGUAGUUUGGAGAGUGCUCUACAACGAGUUUCAGUGUAACGUUUCUUGAAAGUUAUCUUCGUAGAAAAGUGUGUUACUAUUGAAUUUUGAUAAAGUAUAGUGUUGCGAUUUUUUUAACGAUAGCUGUUGGAAUACCUACUAUUAUUAAUAAUGUCACUGCCCAAGGAUAAUAAAAUCUUAGCAGCUAUUAAACCACUGCAACAGACAAAGAGAAAAGCUGUUGCAGACAACUCUAGCAGGAGCAAAAGUAUGAAAGCUGAUCCUGAAACAGAGAAAAUUCAGCAAGCUCCCAGGUGCCGAUUCUUUCCUAAGUGCCGCAUGGGACAAAAGUGCCACUUUCAGCAUCCAACCUGUAAGUAUAAUGCCGCAUGCAGGAAUCCGAAAUGCAUCUACCGACACAUUGGCCCAAGAAAAAUAGAACUCUUUGAUAACAAGGAAAACGUGCGACCCAACAGUUUCCAAUUGCUGCUUGAAAAAUUGGAAAAGCAGAAGCCAAAUCCAUACAAAUGGGUAAAACCUAAAGAUGAUGCCGUUAAGAACGAUGUACCAUAGACGCAGAGAGUUGAAGGAAGAGUAGGAAUUUUAUUGAUUGCGGUUCGAUUAUCAUAGGAUAUACCAAAUCCAUCUGCGCAUAAUGAAGGUAAGAAUGAGGAAACGCGAUGUCUGUAAUGGACAUGGAAUGUAAUAUAAUAAGGAAUAUUAUAUGAGUAAUGUUAUGUGAAAUAUUCAAGAUGAUAGCUGUUUUCUAUAGUAAGUUAGAUUUUUUUCAAAAUUUCAAUAAAUUUUUUAAAUUUUA